Octopus sinensis (East Asian common octopus) is the source of this 1797-nucleotide messenger RNA. Its product is annotated as zinc finger protein 239-like. The transcript is spliced from 5 exons. Gene Ontology annotation, cellular component: nucleus. Bases 485 to 1315 code for a protein of 276 amino acids. The record is from RefSeq and is a predicted model, not a curated record. Gene Ontology annotation, molecular function: DNA-binding transcription factor activity, RNA polymerase II-specific; RNA polymerase II cis-regulatory region sequence-specific DNA binding. Lineage: Eukaryota; Metazoa; Mollusca; Cephalopoda; Octopoda; Octopodidae. Gene Ontology annotation, biological process: central nervous system development; regulation of transcription by RNA polymerase II.
UCUACAACACUUCAACCUCGUUUCUUUUAAAUUCUUAAUUAAGGAGCUUAAUUACUGCUUCACUGACUCGUUGCUUAUUUGUGAAUACGAAUAUCACAUCACGUUGACGUUAAAGAAAUCUCUUCAUUUAGACAUGCCUCUGAUAUUUUGAUUGACUUUCAUCAAUUAAAGGAAGACCAUAUAUUCAUAAGGCACAUUCAUCAAUGCAUCAACGAUAAACGAUGAGAAAAUAUUUCUUCUAUGAUGGAAUUAAGAGCAACAUUUUUGUUGUCUUCGCUGUUUGGAAUGUAGAGAAGGUGAUUGCUUGGUUAAUUAAGCUUGGAUAAAUUUACAAAAGUUUUAACUGUUUACAUCUGCCGUUUUAGAUGUUAAGCAAGAACACAGAUGAAAGAAACACAGUGUUAAAUUAUUCUCUGAAAAUACUGACACAACUGAACACAGAUAUAUUCAUAGAAUUGAAAAAAUCAUUAUCAUUGUGAUACGUAUGAGAAAUUAUUAUCUUAUAAUGAAUGAUUUAAGAAAACCAAACAAACCUGAUUCAGGUGAGAGGCCAUAUCGCUGUGAUGUCUGUGGUAAAUCAUUUACUGAAGAAGGAGUCUUAACCAAACACAAAUGCAUUGAUACAGGAGAGAAACCAUAUCACUGUGAUGUCUGUGGUAAAUCAUUUUCCCAAAAUUGUCACUUGACUAGUCACAACCGUAUUCAUACUGGGGAAAGACCAUAUCGUUGUGAUAUCUGUGGUAAAUCAUUCUCUCAAAGUGGUGAAUUGUUUCAACACAAACGUACACAUACGGGAGAAAAACCAUAUCAUUGUGACAUCUGUGGUGAAUCAUUUUCUGAUAAUAGCUCUUUAACUUAUCACAAACGUGUUCAUACAGGUGAGAAGCCAUAUCAUUGUGAUAUCUGUGAUAAAUCAUUCUCUAGAAAUAGUAACUUGACCAGUCACAAACAUGUUCAUACUGGAGAAAAACCAUAUCAUUGUGAUAUCUGUGGUAAAUCAUUUUCUCGUAAUGGUAGCUUAACUAAUCACAAACGCAGCCAUACAGGAGAGAAGCCAUAUCAGUGUGAUAUCUGUGGUAAAUCAUUCUCUGAAAGUGGCUCUUUAACUAAGCACAAGCGCAUUCAUUCAGGGGAGAAACCCUAUCAUUGUGAUACCUGUGGUAAAUCAUUCUCUACAGGUAGUACCUUGACUGAUCAUAAACGUAUUCAUACUGGGGAAAAACCAUAUCACUGUGAUAUCUGUGGUAAAUUAUUCUCUUUUAGAAAUAACUUGGUUAAGCACAAGCGCACCCAUACAGGUGCGAGCAUAUCGUGACACCUUUGGUAAAUAAUUCUCACAUGGGAGUGAAUUAACAAAACACCUGUUCAUACAGGUGAGAAGCCAUAUCAUUGUGAUACCGGUCGUAAAUUAUUCUCUUUUAGAAAUAACUUGGUUAAGCACAAGCGCACCCAUACAGGUGAGAGCCAGGUUGUGAAGUCUGUGGCAAAUCCUUCUCACAUGGGAGGGCAUUAACAAAAAACGUGUUCAUACAGGUGAGAAGCCAUAUCAUUGUGAUACCUGUGGUAAAUCAUUCUCUCCAGAUUAUAACUUCACUAAACAUGUAUGUAUUCAUACAGAAUAUAUAACAAACAGUAUCGCUUGCAAAUAUUGCCACAUGGCCAGCCCACAUGUGGUUGGGUGGUAAAUCUGUUACAUCAACCCCAGUACUUGACUAAUACUUAUACUAUUGACCCCGAAAGGAUGAAACAUAAGAUCAACCUUGGAGGAAUUUGAACUCAGAACGUAGCGGCAGACGA